AUGUCUGCAGCCGAUCACGCCGAUGAUUUGAUUGAUUACGAAGAAGACGAUCAAGUACUUCAACAAGAUACUCUUAAAGUAUCUGAUGAUACUGAUGCUCUUGUAGAGGAUGAAGAUAAAAAGGACAAGAAAGGUUCUUAUGUUGGUAUUCAUUCUACUGGUUUCCGUGACUUUUUACUUAAACCAGAACUUUUAAGAAGUAUUGUGGAUUGUGGUUUUGAACAUCCUUCUGAAGUACAACAAGAAUGUAUUCCUCAAUCUAUUCUUGGUAUGGAUGUACUUUGUCAAGCCAAGUCUGGUAUGGGUAAAACUGCUGUGUUUGUUCUCGCCACUUUACAACAAAUUGAACCUGUGGAUGGUGAAGUGUCAGUAGUUGUUCUCUGUCAUACUCGUGAAUUAGCUUUCCAAAUUAAGAAUGAAUAUGCUCGAUUCAGUAAAUAUCUUCCUGAUAUUCGUACUGAAGUCUUUUAUGGUGGUGUGCCUAUGACCAAAGAUGUGGAAAUUUUGAAGGAUAAAACUAAAUGUCCUCAUAUUCUUGUCGGUACUCCUGGUCGUGUAUUGGCUCUUGUUCGGGAUAAGCAUCUCAAGUUGAAUAAUGUCAAACACUUUGUAUUGGAUGAAUGUGAUAAAAUGUUGGAACAACUUGAUAUGCGUCGUGAUGUUCAAGAUAUUUUCCGUUCUACACCUCAUCAUAAACAAGUCAUGAUGUUUUCUGCUACUCUUUCUAAGGAUACUCGCCCUGUGUGCAAGAAAUUCAUGCAAAAUCCUCUUGAAAUCUAUGUUGAUGAUGAAGCCAAACUUACUUUACAUGGUUUACAACAAUUCUAUAUCAAAUUGGAAGAACGUGAAAAGAAUCGAAAACUCAAUGAUUUGUUGGACACUUUGGAAUUCAAUCAAGUGUGUAUUUUUGUACGAUCUGUGCCUCGUGCGAAUGAACUCAAUCGUAUUUUGACUGAUUGUAACUUCCCCAGUAUCUGUAUCCAUUCACAAAUGAGUCAAGAUGAACGUAUCAAGCGUUAUCGAUCAUUCAAAGACUUUGAAAAACGUAUUAUGGUGGCUACUGAUAUCUUUGGUCGUGGUAUUGAUAUUGAACGAGUGAACAUUGUGAUUAACUAUGAUAUGCCUGAUUCUGCUGAUACUUAUUUACAUCGUGUUGGUCGUGCUGGUCGUUUUGGUACAAAAGGUUUAGGUAUUACUUUUGUCUCAGAUGAAAAGGAUACAACUACUUUGAACGAUGUGCAAAGUCGUUUCGAAAUCAACAUCAAUCCUCUUACUGAUGAUAUUGAUAUCAAUUCCUUCAAUGUCACCUCUUAG
Messenger RNA from Halteromyces radiatus, 1314 nucleotides. RefSeq names its product ATP-dependent RNA helicase uap56. Lineage: Eukaryota; Fungi; Mucoromycota; Mucoromycetes; Mucorales; Cunninghamellaceae. The coding region runs from base 1 to 1314 and encodes 437 amino acids. The transcript has 3 exons. The record is from RefSeq and is a predicted model, not a curated record. Gene Ontology annotation, molecular function: RNA binding; RNA helicase activity; ATP binding. Gene Ontology annotation, biological process: mRNA export from nucleus; mRNA splicing, via spliceosome.